Molecule: messenger RNA, 5052 nt
Organism: Styela clava
Lineage: Eukaryota; Metazoa; Chordata; Ascidiacea; Stolidobranchia; Styelidae
Biological process (GO): mitotic cytokinesis; meiotic spindle midzone assembly; metaphase chromosome alignment
Cellular component (GO): chromosome passenger complex; meiotic spindle midzone; midbody
Source: RefSeq, a predicted model, not a curated record
UUCUGUCUUUCUUCAGUUCUUGUCUUUAGUUAUGGUCGUACGCUAACAUAUAUUCAGUAUAUUUAAUUACCCAGCUGCACAUCGAUUACAGCAAUGGAUCAAUCUCUUGAACUUAGUAUUUUAAAAAUUAAAGAUGAAAAUUUAGUGUUGCCUUGGCCUACAACUUCUGCGCAACUACAAGCCAAUGGUGGAAAGAUUCUAGAAAUUAAAAAAGAAAAUCCCAUGAAAAUAUGGCCAUUUUCAGAAUUGUACGAAGCAGGUCAGAAGAAGCUGGAGGAAUCAUUGCAAUUUGUAAAUAAAUCAUUUGCAGCUCUAAUGCGAUCAGUAAAUGAAAUUAGAGAACAAGAUUUUGAAAGUUCAUCUGAAGAUGUGCCAAGAGUUAUGAUACCACCGGUGACCCCACACACGAAGAAAACGAAAAGAACAAGAGCAAGGAGGGGUCAACCUAGAGUUGAUAAAAGGAGCACUAGUUCAUCUUGGAUGAAGCUAUCUGAUAAUAAUGCUGAAGAUAUUGGACAAUCUGAAAUAUUGCCUGAUAAAGCUGUUGCAAAAAAGAGCAAGAAAGUUAAAAUUACGAGAUCUUCAAGGAUGAAAUCAUCAGAUGCUAAUUGUAAUGAAAUUUUUGUUGAAGGAGAUCAAAAAUUGAUGUCUGUCAAAACAAGGAAAAAAAAGAAUGUUAAAAUGAAGAUUAUUGAGUCUGAAACAACGACACCAAACAUAAAACUGAGCAUGCAGAAAAAUGAUGUCGAAGGUGACUGGAAUAGUAAUAUGAAUAUGUUAGAACCUCAUUCUAAGUCUCCAGAUAAUGAACUUCAAGAAUCAAAGGCAUCACAGGAAAAUCCAAAACCGGUCUCACCCAACUUUGAAAAAGACAAAACCUCUGAAGCAGUGGAUCAAACCAUUCAGCAGAAUAUUAUUCCUGCUUCUCCUGAACCCACAACAAAAAAAGAAAUUGAUACCGAGCAGAAAGUAUUAACCUCUCCUGAAUUCAUGGAAGUAGAGAAUGAAAUUCCGGGCAUCAAGCAACUAAUAUCUCUGCAUGAGACAUUGAUUGAAAGUCAUCAGAAGUCUGCACUUGCUCCACUGAGUUCAAGAAAAGUUUCAGAAGAUCAAAAUGAUACUGACAAAAACACUGCAUCACCAGAUUUUAAGCAGGAUGAAAAGGAACUUAAUGAUGUAAAGAAAAGCAGGUCUAUGGAAGAACAAAUUUUCUCAUGCAAAAAAAAGAAUCCUGUUAUUAACAUCGCCAAGUUGAGAAUGCCAGAAUUAUCUCUCAAUACGAUUCAAGGUUCUCCUCAAGUUCCAUUAACAUUAACCUUUGAUGCAUCUGAUGAAGAGGAUAUUGCAGAUAGUAUUGAAGAGAUGACAGAAGGUGAACCUGAGCAACGGAAAUCGAAAAGACAACAAAACAUUGUUUCUGACACAAUAAAAGGUACUCCAGUUGGAACAGUUUCUUCAGAUGCGUUAUGUAUUCCAAGAAGAAGUCUUGAUUUUAAUCUGCGUUUGUCUGAUUCAGCUUCAGAUAUGGAAACAUCCAUCCAUGAAGCUGCUAUUGCAACUGGUGAUAUGAAUUUUGAUGAACAAGAACCCUCAACUGUUUCUCUAGGAUUGGAACAAGACUCAAAGCAUGAGAACCAAGGACGAAUGCUAGAGAUCACAAGUACAACAACAUCACAAUCAGUAUCACUCUGUUCAUCAUCUGCUAAUACUGUUGUAUUAGAUAGUGAAGAUCAGUCGAGUAUGUCUCAAGAGAGUUGUUCAUCAGAGACUGAAGAACAAGAGAAAACUCCACCACGUAGGAGUACCAGGGCUAGCAAAAGGCCAAGUCUACUUACUGGAUUAGCUUCAAAACGCUUAUCCACACCUGCAAAAUUGGCAGCAAAACGAAUUGCUGCUAAUAAGAAGGCGUAUGAGAACAGUCUGUCAGUCCCAAACACAGUAGACACUGAAGAUUCCAGUGAUGAAAGUUCAGAAUCUAAGAGGCCGAAAAUAACGAAACCUGUACCAGUCUUUAGAAAAAAAUUGGCUAUUCCAAGCAGAUUGCCAAUGAGCACUUCAUCCCAGCGUGUUAUGCCAAGGACAAAGCGUAAUCUUACAGAUGUAGAAAGCGGUGGUCUAUUAUCCCCAUCUCAACCAAGGUUAAAGUACAUGAAAUGUGCUAGUCCAUUAUGUCACGAUAAAACAAAGUCAAAGAAACUGCCUAUACAGAAAUCUCGUAAUACGAUUUUGAAUAGAUCUACGGCAUCAAGUCGUGCCAGGCGAACGCCGGGGCCACUAACUCCCUCACGUACUCGUGGAUUUGCCUUCGCUACUAUAUCUGGGCCAAAUAUUUGUUUCACGAGUCCUUCCAGACCAGUGAACUUAACAGCAGAUGUUCAGUCAUUUAUAAAGCGAAAUACCCCACAGAAAGUUGACUAUGAGGAGCAGCUUGCGGAGAAGAAACAGCAGCUGGAAGAAAAACAAAGAAGAGAACGGGAAUUGAAGAAAAAGAAAGAAGAAGAGAAACAGAGAAAGAUCGAAGAGAAAAAAAGGAAACGAAGCAUGCGACUUCGUGAAGCUGCUGAAAAAAGAGAACAACGUCUGCGGGAAGAGAAGGAAAAACAACUGAAACAAGUUGAACAAUGGGAGAAAAGAAUUGCUGAUGCAGACAAAACGAAAGUUCUUCGCAAAAAAGAAGAAACAGCAAAAGUUAAGAAGAUAAAAAAGAAGCAAGUUGAGGCAGAAGAACAGAGACGUAGAGAAGAAGAGGAAAGGAUACGAAAGAUUAAACAACAGGAACAGGAAAAAGAACAACGAUUGCAGGAGCAUAAAUUUUUGAAAGAACAAGAAGCUGCCAUGAAAAGGCAAGCUGAACAAAAAAAAAUAUUGGAAAAACAAAAAAUGGAUAAACUGAAGGAGGAAAAAGAAAUUGCGGAACAAUUGAGGAAAGAAGAAGAAGAAACAAUGAAGAGAGAAGAAGAAGAAAAAUCGAAACGUAUGAAAGCAGAAGCUGCCAAUAAACUCAGAUUACAGAAAUUGGAAAAAGAAGCUGAAAAGAAGAGAAAAAUACAGGAGGAAAUUGACAAGAAAAAUGCAGAAACUGCACGUAUUGAACAAGAACGAAUUGAAAAGGAAAAGGAAGCUCAACUUAAACUCAAAGAGGAAGCUCUUAGGCGACAGGAGGAAGCCAUAAGAAGAAAAGAAAAGGAGGAAGCAAGAAAAAGAAAACAGCAAGAGGCAAAGGCCUUGGCAGAAGAAAAAGCUUUGAGAAAGAAAGAAGAAGAAAUUGCUCGAGCUGAGGAAUUGAGACGUCGAAGAGAAGAAAUGAGAAAAGAAGAUGAAAUGAAAAGAGAGGAGGAGAGAUUGCGAAGAGAACAAGAGAAAAAGAAACUUGAUGAUGAAAAACGGAGGAAAAAAGAAAUUGCAGAGAAAGAGAAAUUAAGAAAAAUUCAGGAAUCAAAUGAAAGGUUGAAAAAGUUAGAAGAAGAACAUAAACGGGAAAAAGAUAAAUUGAAGGCAAUGAAUCCUGCAACAUUCAAUCAAAGUUUACAUCAUACUCCUGGCCCUAGUAAUCACAACUCCACGUAUACAUUAGAUGAGAAUGCAGCCCCCAUUGGUCCCAUAUUCAACAACACGAUGGAUGUGGGUGCAGGUCCUAGUAGGCUCAACUCUACUUACACAUCGGAGAAUGCAGUCCCCAGUGGUGCCGUAUAUAACGAAACGAUGAACGAGAGUGCAGGUCCUAGUGGUCACAACUCUACUUACACAUUGGAGAAGAACACAUCUCAUCUGCAUGAAUCCCCGCAGUCAUAUGACAUGACUCCGAAUCGCAAGGGCAAAGUUUUUGCUCCAUCUACAGAAGAGAAUUAUAACAUAGAUGAUAUUGCAAGUGAUGAUAGUACUGAUGAUGAUGAAAAUCCAAGAAAAGUAGUACCAAGAUGGUCAAAAGGACCCAUGCUUCGUUCCCAGAUCAUUAAGCAAUAUUAUAAUCCGCCCGAUCUGAAAAUUACAUUUCGCAAUGCUCUUGAAGAGAUGAAAUUGGAAAAAAUAUUCGGAGGAUCAAAAUCUCGGUAUUUCAAACGAACCAGCUCAGCACAUUGGGACUCACCUAUCAUGCCUCCGGGUCACAUAAGCUUCACAGAUCAAUGUCGGGGCUUUGAUGAUUUGGAUGAUUGAAAAGGAUAUACUUUGAGUUGAUAUGGCGGAUUCCAUCUUGUAUUAAUAUAUAUUUGGAAUGGUCCAAGUAUUUUAUUAUCUUGAGAAAAUCCAUCAGGAUUUCAAUUUAGUUGAAUUUACCUUUUAUGAAGAUGCAUCUAUAGCUUUUCUAUCAGCACACCAUUUAUUCUUUGUCCCUUCACUGCCUUCUUAUUAUUUCUGAUUGCUCUUUCAUAAUAACUUAUAACAUGUUCUGUUUUGCUUUUCAAAUUCUUUUUUGUAAGAGAAAGGUGGUCUAUAUUCAGUCAAUGAUGUUUACAUUCCUCCUGCUUCUGGUAUGCUAUUCUUUGGUGUUACUUGGUUGAAAAUUGUGCAUCACCUACAUAAUUAUACCUAUUUAAUAGCUUCCAUUACAUGAGGCAGUGAAAUGAAAAGCUUUACUUUAAAUGUGUAUAACUAUUUUGUAUUGUUUUUUUUUAUAAUUUAUUUUCGUUAUAAAUUAGGAUAAGCAUAUGUUGAGUAUCUGCCUUGCCUCUCAAAAGUGAUUGAUCCCAUACUGCGAAAAUUAAUUGUCGUAUGUGUGGUGCUUUCUGUUGCAAAUUUGCAUAUUCAAGUCGUCUUUCUUGAUUUUAUGAGUGCGCUUUUAUUGUGCGUCUUUCUUGAUUUUAUGAGUGCGCUUUUAUUGUGCGUUUUGUGGUCAUUUUUUUGGUGCAGUUAACCCAUACAUGUAAAUCAGGACAAGUACAAUUUGCUUCUUGGUAUUGCUAAAACAUGUAGAAUAAAAUUGAUGGACAUUCUUUCCAAGAUAAUCUGUUUUGAUGUAAAUUGUUCAUUAGGUUUUGAACAUUGUCUGAAGGUUUCGGGUAAUGUAAAUUCUUUCACGGUUUGCUGUUAUACAAAUAUACGCCACCAUUGAAA